Halteromyces radiatus is the source of this 1042-nucleotide messenger RNA. RefSeq names its product 30S ribosomal protein S8e. The transcript is spliced from 3 exons. The coding region runs from base 15 to 797 and encodes 260 amino acids. Gene Ontology annotation, cellular component: nucleolus; preribosome, large subunit precursor. Gene Ontology annotation, biological process: maturation of LSU-rRNA; maturation of 5.8S rRNA. NCBI's taxonomy places the organism in Eukaryota, Fungi, Mucoromycota, Mucoromycetes, Mucorales, Cunninghamellaceae. The record is from RefSeq and is a predicted model, not a curated record.
UUUUUGAUCCAUAGAUGCCUCAAAACGAGCAUAUUGAAGAACACAUCAAACGACAUGGUCGUCGUUUCGAUCAUGAAGAACGAAAACGUAAGAGGGAAGCACGUAUGGCACACAAGAACUCUCAAUUCGCACAAAAGGUUCAUGGAUUGCGGGCCAAACUUCACAACAAGAAACGACAUGCGGAAAAGAUUCAAAUGAAGAAAGCCAUCAAGCAACACGAAGAAAAGAAUGCCAAGCAAAAAUCGGCAGAUGCUAUUCCUGAAGGAGCCGUACCUACUUAUCUAUUGGAUCGUGAAGGAGAAGAUCGUGCCAAGGUAUUAUCCAAUAUGGUUAAGCAAAAGCGUAAGGAAAAGGCUGGUAAAUGGGCAGUACCUCUCCCAGCUGUACGUGGUAUGGCCGAAGAUGAAAUGUUCAAGGUGGUGAAAAGCGGAAAAAGCAAAACCAAGUCAUGGAAACGUAUGGUCACUAAAGCUACCUUUGUUGGUGAUGGAUUCACUCGAAAACCUCCAAAAUACGAACGAUUCAUUCGACCUAUGGGUUUACGAUUCAAAAAGGCUCAUGUUACUCAUCCUGAACUCAAAGCUACUUUCCAAUUACCCAUUAUUGGUGUUAAGAAAAAUCCUCAAUCUCCUCUGUAUACUCAACUUGGUGUUAUUACAAAAGGUACUGUCUUGGAAGUCAAUGUAUCUGAAUUGGGUUUGGUCACAACUGGUGGUAAGGUUGUUUGGGGGAAAUAUGCUCAAGUUACAAACAAUCCUGAAAAUGAUGGGUGUAUCAAUGCUGUAUUAUUAGUAUAGUUUGUCCCUAUUUUUUUUACAUACAUACAUUUUUUUUUUAUCUAUUCCUUCUUCUUUUUUGUGUAUUAUUCUAUUCUUUCAUCAUCAUUAGUUGUCUUCUAUUCGUUACCCUCAUCAUCACCUCUUUUUUUUUAUUUAUUUAUUUAUUAUUGUUACAUACAUUAUCAUUUUAUUAUAGUUCAUCAUUCAAUACACUUUUAUUCAAUAAUAAAUGACAGAAUUGAAAAAUAAGAUGUUGCAAAAAU